Messenger RNA from Trichomonas vaginalis G3, 999 nucleotides. Its product is annotated as cytosolic malate dehydrogenase. Lineage: Eukaryota; Parabasalia; Trichomonadida; Trichomonadidae. The transcript has a single exon. Gene Ontology annotation, molecular function: L-malate dehydrogenase (NAD+) activity. Gene Ontology annotation, biological process: oxaloacetate metabolic process; malate metabolic process; tricarboxylic acid cycle. The coding region runs from base 1 to 999 and encodes 332 amino acids. The record is from RefSeq and is a predicted model, not a curated record.
AUGGAACCAAUCCACAUCCUCAUCACCGGUGCUGCUGGCCAAAUCGGCUACGCUCUUACAUUCAGAAUCGCCAAGGGUGAUCUCUGCGGCGACCGCAAGGUUGUUCUUCACCUUCUCGAAAUCCCAUUUGGCAUGAAGGCUCUCGAGGGCUGCGUCAUGGAACUUCAGGACUGCGCCUUCCCUAACGUUGCCGGCAUUGUCUGGACAGACAAGGUUGAAGAGGCAUUCAAGGGUGUUGAUGUUGCCUUCCUCGUUGGCUCAUUCCCACGUAAGGAUGGCAUGGACCGCUCUGACCUCCUCGCCAAGAACGGUGGCAUCUUCACAGUUCAGGGCAAGGCUCUCAACGACUACGCUAAGCCAACAGUCAAGGUUCUUGUUGUCGGCAACCCAGCCAACACAAACUGCCUUAUCGCUCAGGCUUCAGCUCCAAAGCUCCAGAAUAAGAACUGGUGCGCUAUGACACGUCUUGACCACAACAGAAUGGUUGGCGCUCUCGCUGCCAAGUUCGGUGUUACACCAGAAAAGAUCCACAAGGUCUGCAUUUGGGGUAACCACUCUAACACACAGGUCCCAGAUACAACACACGCUACAGUCGAUCUCCCAGAAGGCACAGUCAAGGUUGCUGACAAGCUUCCAAAGGAGUACCUCGAGGGCGAGUUCGCUCAGAUGAUCGCUACACGUGGUGGCGCCGUCAUCAAGAUGCGUGGUGCCUCCUCCGCUGCUUCUGCUGCUAACGCUGCUCUCACAUGCGUUAAGGACUGGCUCUACGGCACAGCUGAAGGCGAUUUCGUCUCCAUGGCUAUCCCAGUUCCAGACAACAAACCAUACGGCAUCAAGCAAGGCACAAUCUUCUCCUUCCCAGUUACAGUUUCUAAGGAUGGUGAAGUUCACGUUGUCGAGGGCCUCGAACUCAAUGACUGGGUUAAGGGCAGGCUCGAAGCCACAGAGAAGGAACUCAUCGGCGAGAAGGAAACAGCCUGGAAGGUUCUCGGCCUCUAA